UCCAGCUGCGAGGUUUGAAGGACAAGAAGAAGAAACGGCUCGGUCUUGUUUUUAUCGGUUGUCGCACGCAGCGCUUGUGCUGUGAAAAUGCGCAUCGAAAAGUGUUAUUUCUGCUCGGGACCGGUGUACCCCGGGCAUGGGGUGAUGUUUGUACGGAACGACUGUAAGUCAUUCAGAUUCUGCAGAUCAAAAUGCCACAAGAACUUCAAGAAGAAGCGUAACCCAAGAAAAACAAGAUGGACCAAAGCUUUCAGAAAGGCGUCAGGAAAGGAGCUCACAGUGGAUAACUCUUUGGAGUUCGAGAAACGCAGAAACAUACCAGUUAAAUAUAACAGGGAGCUGUGGGACAAGACAGUGGAAGCAAUGAAGAGGGUGGAGGAAAUAAAACAUAAACGACAGGCAAGAUUUAUCAUGAACAGAUUAAAGAAGGGCAAACAGUUGGAGAAAGAAGAGGCCAUCAACGAAGUCAAGAAAAAUAUUCAUCUUAUCAAAGCACCACAUGCAGGAAAGGCCAAAAAGAUGGAGGAGAAAAUGGUGCAGAAGUUACAAGAAGAUGUCGACAUGGGGGAUGAGGAUGAUUAAUCUUUUGUCCAAAGGGUUGACCUUGUAUUAUAUUGUAGUUUUGUUAUUUUCAGAUGGCAGAUGAUGGACACAGUAAUGCAUUCAAGUUUUAACCAAUGGACCGAAAGCGUUGACCUAACAAAGAUCUGCCUCCAAAGCAGCGGCAGUUAACCACAUGUCUCCCAGUUAUGUUUUUCCUUUUGGUAGUUGGGACUAUUAAGAAUUUACUCAAUCCUGUUGCAUAGUAUAAAGUUUUACAGAAACGCAGAAAAUGUUAAAAGGUAACCGACAAAAAAUGUAAGCAAAGAAUCUUUUGAGAAUUGCUCUUGUUUGACUUUCUGUGACAUUAAACCCACUAUAACCAUAGCUAAACUAAAAACAUAAGUUGGUGCACAGAUGAAUGGUGGAUUGAAUAUUUGUUAGAAACAAUAAACUAUUAUACUUUUGUGUUA
Messenger RNA from Lates calcarifer (barramundi perch), 1013 nucleotides. It is a transcript of the gene rsl24d1, whose product is annotated as ribosomal L24 domain containing 1. The record is from RefSeq and is a predicted model, not a curated record. NCBI's taxonomy places the organism in Eukaryota, Metazoa, Chordata, Actinopteri, Centropomidae. Gene Ontology annotation, cellular component: nucleolus. Gene Ontology annotation, biological process: ribosomal large subunit biogenesis. Bases 88 to 582 code for a protein of 164 amino acids. The transcript has 6 exons.